AUGCUGGGCGACGGGUGCUUGCGGGUGUUGCAAUUGGCGGAGCACGCACUACUGACUGUGCGAGGACGGCGUAGUUGUCGCCCACCGUGGCGACUGGUAUCUCGCCCCUCCCAUGUGCGUUGCUGGCCACCGCUUGGGGUGCUUGGCCACGGCGGUGGUGGUCACGACCGUGCUGGGGUGCCCCCAUUACAGUUUUGGGGACAUGCAGCGGCGUGCGCAGGGGCGCCCUGCACUGAAGGGUGUGUGAGGAGCGCGAUCCCCGGUAAGUCUCCAUGCCGCACGCGAGCGCCCGAACGGUACUGCACCUGA
Molecule: messenger RNA, 309 nt
Organism: Trypanosoma rangeli
Lineage: Eukaryota; Euglenozoa; Kinetoplastea; Trypanosomatida; Trypanosomatidae
Exons: 1
Coding region: 1-309 (102 amino acids)
Source: RefSeq, a predicted model, not a curated record